Messenger RNA from Colletotrichum orchidophilum, 846 nucleotides. RefSeq lists its product as uncharacterized. Gene Ontology annotation, molecular function: nucleic acid binding; 3'-5' exonuclease activity. Lineage: Eukaryota; Fungi; Ascomycota; Sordariomycetes; Glomerellales; Glomerellaceae. The coding region runs from base 1 to 846 and encodes 281 amino acids. The transcript has a single exon. The record is from RefSeq and is a predicted model, not a curated record. Gene Ontology annotation, biological process: nucleobase-containing compound metabolic process.
AUGGCGGCAUUGAUCAUCACGGAGGAAGCAGUCCCUGCACUAGCCGCAGCCACAGGUGGCUUGUCAUUGACGGAUGACGCAACCACAGCUCAUGGCAAUCCGACUCCAAUCCUCAUUGAUACAACUGCUGCUCUUUCAAAGAUGGUUGGAAACCUUGAGGAAUUGCCGACUGAUCCGCCAUCGCUCUACAUUGACCUUGAAGGAGUCAAUCUGUCAAGACAUGGAACGAUCUCCAUUCUCCAACUACAUGUUCUUCCAAGCAAGCAGACAUACCUUCUCGACGUACACACUCUUCAGGGCCAGUGCUUUUCUGCAACUAGUCGAAAUGGCCGUUCCUUCAAAGACAUAUUGGAAUCGGACACCAUUCCGAAGGUGUUCUUCGACGUUCGGAACGACUCAGAUGCACUAUACCAUCACUUCAAAAUCGAUCUUCGCGGCAUACAAGACCUUCAGCUGAUGGAAAUCGCCACAAGAACAUUCUCAAGAAGGCAUGUGAAUGGGUUGUCGAGAUGCAUCGAGAGAGAUGCAUCUCUAUCGACCUUGGAAAGGAUUGCUUGGAAGAGGGUCAAGGAUAAGGGCGUGAAACUGUUCGCUCCGGAGCGCGGUGGAAGCUAUGAGGUGUUCAACGAACGACCCUUGUCCAGCGACAUGAUUGACUACUGUGCCCAAGACGUACAAGUCCUGCCUCUAUUGUGGGCACGUUACAAAAGCAAUAUCACGUCGACAUGGUGGCAGAGAAUCCAGGACGCAUCAAAGGAGCGAGUAAAAUUAUCUCAGUCUUCUACUUUUGUUGGCAAGGGGCAAUACAUGGCUCUGAGUCCGUCUGGUUGGGCAUCUAUUCGCUGA